AUUUUUAAGUAAAAUUUUAUGCAAAGGAUAGCCUUAUUUUCAACAGCCUCUAUAAUAUAUUGGAGAAGUCGAAAAAAUUAAAACGAAGAAAUCUUUUAGGUUUUACAUAAAUAAACAUAAAACUAAAUAGUAAAAUUCUUUCUAAAUGGCAGAAUAAUUGGUUAGGGAGCAGUUUUGAAAAAUGGAUUUGUAGUUACGAGUUGUGAAGUAUUUGAAAAUUACUAAAGAUAAAUUACUGCAUAAAUAAAUGGUUAGCUAUAAAAUUAUGAGAUAAUAAAAGUUGAGGAAGGAUUAGCAAUCUUAAAAAUAUAAGAAUAGAAAUCUGAAUUUAAUCUAUCAAAAUAUGAGAUAGGAUAGAAUGCAUAUGUAUUAGGGACAGAUGAGUAAGGUUUGAAAGAAUUUAAAUAAUGUCCUAUAACAGAUAGCAAUUUUACAUUAGAUAUAGGAUUAGUAGGAGAGGAGGCUUUAAAUUAGACAUUUCCAUUUAUUUUGAUGAAUGGAUGUUAUUCUAGUCCUGGAAGUAAUUAAUGAUGAUAUGUAGGUCCUGUAUUAAAUAAGAAUGGAUAAUUAUUGGGGAUAAUAAGUGGGAAGUUUAAAAACAAGACUUAAGUAGUUCCAUCUGAAUUUUUUAAAGGAUUAGAAAAAGGAAAGUCUGUAGUGAAACCUUAUUUAGGAUUGACUUUAAAGACUUCUGAUUAAGGAGGUGCUUUUAUAAUAAAAAUAAAUUCUGGUAGUCCAGCAGAGAAGGCAGGUUUAAAAUUAGGAGAGAUAAUUAAAUCAGUAGAUGGGAUUAAAAUUUAACAUGGAAAAGAUGUUACUAAAUUAUUAGGAGUUACUGAAAAUACAGAUAGUCAUACUAUGGUGAUUUUAAGAAAUGGAAAGGAGAGAAUUGUGUAAGUGAAUUUACAAUGA
Messenger RNA from Paramecium sonneborni, 912 nucleotides. The record is from the annotation of a GenBank genome assembly. Lineage: Eukaryota; Ciliophora; Oligohymenophorea; Peniculida; Parameciidae.